Phytophthora nicotianae INRA-310 is the source of this 462-nucleotide messenger RNA. RefSeq lists its product as hypothetical. The transcript has a single exon. Lineage: Eukaryota; Oomycota; Peronosporomycetes; Peronosporales; Peronosporaceae. Gene Ontology annotation, biological process: positive regulation of ATP-dependent activity. Gene Ontology annotation, molecular function: ATPase activator activity; ferrous iron binding. Bases 1 to 462 code for a protein of 153 amino acids. The record is from RefSeq and is a predicted model, not a curated record.
AUGACGGUGCCCUCCUUCUACGAUGUCUUGGGUGUGGCAGCAUGCUGCAGCGCUGAAGACAUCCGGCGAGCGUACCAUCAAGCGGCACGCAAAUACCACCCCGAUAAGCGCUUGAAUGAUGUGAAUGCGAGCAAUACCAACGAGCAACAGUUCUUACGCGUGCAGGAGGCCUAUGAGACGCUGGGCAACGAGGAACUGAGGCGGGAGUACGACGCCAAGCUGCAGCAGGACGAGUUGGUGCUCAAGAGAGAGCAGGAGGUGGUUGUCGUGUCUGACGUGGUCCUGGUGGACGAUAUGCAGCGGGAAGUCUUGCCAGGUGAAGACGGCGGCGAGGACGAAGUAAUCUACACACACCAGUGCCGCUGCGGAGACCUAUACGAGAUCACGGAGGGCGAGCUGCAGGAUGGAGUGGAUGUCGUGCCGUGCACCGGAUGCUCGCUUCAUAUUCGCGUAUGCAAGUAA